This is a messenger RNA of Durusdinium trenchii, 689 nucleotides long. The record is from the annotation of a GenBank genome assembly. NCBI's taxonomy places the organism in Eukaryota, Dinophyceae, Suessiales, Symbiodiniaceae.
AGGACAGCCUGGGGCCCAGUUGUGGGCCAAACAACCAGGAUUUGUGUGACGAGGCGAAGAAGGCACAGCUGGAAGACUACAUGAACAUGCCAAUCGGCGACUUGAGGAGACGCAUUGAGGAGGAAGAGGCUUUAAGUGCCAAGGCGGAUGAGGAGUUGGCAGAGCUACUGAAGAAGCUGCAAGCGCAGUAUGAGGAGGGUCAAAAGGCGCGAGACCAAAAGCAGAAGGAGAUCAAAGAUGCUGGGCUCAAACUCAUGAAGACCGUCCAGGCUCACCGGAAGCACUUGCAGAAUGAACUUUGACGGCUGAGCCCACAAGCAACGAGGGUGUCCGAGACAUGCGUGCUUAGACCAAGACCUCCAUGGCUUCUAGAGUUCAUCAAUCCCAGUUGCUGGUGCAGGGUUGCAUAGGAUUGCAUCCUUCUACUCUGGGUGGGUGUUGGCUGUUUCCAGAUCUCGGUCGACCAGGGAACUGCUUGGAAAAGGCUCAUUUUGGCAGGACUGGUGACUGGUUGGCUGGACUCUUGACAUACCACGGAACCUGGGCGCAUCCUUUUUGAGUGGUCAUGGUUUGAGUGGGGUGUCUGGAUUUCUGGAAUGUCAGCCUGGACCUGAAGCAGUAGUUUGCUUUGCUGAGUGAGCUGAGUGAGCAGGGAGUAGCAUCAGCUUUGUGCUCAAAACAGUUCCAGG